Molecule: messenger RNA, 1159 nt
Organism: Phyllostomus discolor (pale spear-nosed bat)
Lineage: Eukaryota; Metazoa; Chordata; Mammalia; Chiroptera; Phyllostomidae
Gene: ACTBL2
Product: actin beta like 2
Exons: 1
Coding region: 1-1134 (377 amino acids)
Biological process (GO): axonogenesis; cell motility
Cellular component (GO): cytoplasm; membrane; glutamatergic synapse
Molecular function (GO): nucleosomal DNA binding; protein kinase binding
Source: RefSeq, a predicted model, not a curated record
AUGACCGAGGACGAGCUGUCCGCCCUGGUGGUGGACAACGGGUCGGGGGUGUGCAAGGCCGGCUUUGGCGGGGACGACGCCCCCCGGGCCGUGUUCCCCUCCAUGGUGGGGCGACCGCGGCACCAGGGCGUCAUGGUGGGCAUGGGCCAGAAGGACUGCUACGUGGGGGACGAGGCGCAGAGCAAGCGCGGCGUCCUGACGCUGCGGUACCCCAUCGAGCACGGCGUGGUCACCAACUGGGACGACAUGGAGAAGAUCUGGCACCACACCUUCUACAACGAGCUCCGCGUGGCGCCCGACGAGCACCCCAUCCUCCUCACCGAGGCCCCCCUGAACCCCAAGAUCAACCGGGAGAGGAUGACUCAGAUCAUGUUCGAGGCCUUCAACACGCCGGCCAUGUACGUGGCCAUCCAGGCCGUGCUGUCCCUGUACGCCUCCGGCCGCACCACGGGCAUCGUGAUGGACUCCGGGGACGGGGUCACCCACACGGUGCCCAUCUACGAGGGCUACGCCCUGCCCCACGCCAUCCUGCGCCUGGACCUGGCCGGCCGCGACCUGACCGACUACCUCGUGAAGAUCCUCACGGAGCGCGGCUACAGCUUCACCACCACGGCCGAGCGGGAGAUCGCGCGCGACGUCAAGGAGAAGCUGUGCUACGUCGCCCUGGACUUCGAGCAGGAGAUGGCCGCGGCGGCCGCGUCCUCCUCCUCGCUGGAAAGGAGCUACGAGCUGCCGGACGGGCAGGUGAUCACCAUCGGCAACGAGCGCUUCCGCUGCCCGGAGGCCGUCUUCCAGCCCUGCUUCCUGGGCCUGGAGUCCCGGGGCAUCCACGAGGCGGCCUUCAACUCCAUCAUGAAGUGCGACGUGGACAUCCGCAAGGACCUCUACGCCAACACCGUGCUGUCGGGGGGCAGCACCAUGUUCCCGGGCAUCGCCGACCGCAUGCAGAGGGAGGUGGCGGCCCUGGCGCCCGGCAGCAUGAAGAUCAAGAUCAUCGCGCCCCCGGAGCGCAAGUACUCCGUGUGGAUCGGCGGCUCCAUCCUGGCCUCGCUGUCCACCUUCCAGCAGAUGUGGAUCAGCAAGCAGGAGUACGACGAGGCCGGCCCGCCCAUCGUCCACCGCAAAUGCUUCUGAAGGAGCCUCCCCACAGUGGGUGCGU